GCACUUGGAACAUCUCAAUGAAAAAAAUAAUGAAAGCCAGAGCCUCUGGGUUACGUCAUCAGCAGGAAGGAGAAGCCAGAGUUGUUUAACGCUACCGGCAGAGCGAUCGUCUGCUGUGUUGGUCAUUCCCUCUGCGUUACUGUGAAACUCGAUUACUCACUGGUAAUAGUUUGAUCGUGUACAGCGCUACCGAUUACUCCAAAGUCCGAAGUACUCUAAGGAGCGUUACCACAUGAACUCAACCUCAAGGGGAGAAGCCAAGUUUGAGCGACACUGCCGGCAGGGCAUUUGUCUGCCUGCGUACACCGGAGGGCGAUCGUUUCGCCACGUGUUCCCCCGGAGGUUGAAACCCGUACAAGAGCGAGAGAGACUGUGAUUCGAAAAAACUGCGCGCAAUCACCCGAGUGCCUAUAUAACUGGCACUUUGCUUAAAGCCUAGUUCGAGAAACGGCGUCGCCGCGAUGGUGUUCUACUUCACGAGCAGCGUGGUCGAGCCGGCCGUGACGCUGUUCAUGGGCGCUGAGAAGCACGAGAACGAGGAGCUGAUCCGCUGGGGCUGGCCCGAGGACGUGUGGUUCCACGUCGACAAGGUGUCGUCGGCGCACGUCUACCUGCGGCUGAAGCGCGGCGAGACGCUCGACGACAUCCCGUCGCGCGUGCUCGUCGAUGCCGUGCAGCUCUGCAAGGCCAACAGCAUCUCCGGCAACAAGAUGAACGACGUCGACGUCGUCUACACGCUCUGGUCGAACCUGAAGAAGACGCCGGGCAUGGACGUCGGCCAGGUGGGCUUCCACCGGCAGCGCGACGUGCGCAAGGUGCGCGUCGAGAAGCGCGCCAACGAGAUCAUCAACCGGCUGAACAAGACGCGUACGGAGCGUGCGCCGGACCUGCGCGAGCAGCGUGAGCUGCGGGACCGCGACGAGCGCGGCGAUAAGAAGCAGGUGCUGCUGGAGCAGAAGCAGCGGGAGCGCGAGGCGGCCGAGGAGCGGGAGCGCGAGAAGCAGCUGCGCUCUUACGCGACGCUCUUCGAGUCGGCGAAGAUGUCGACGAAUCAGGACAGCGGCAACGAUUCGGACGACUUCAUGUGACGCGAUGGCGGUGCGAGUCCGGCGCAGAGGCUUCGAUUGAACGGACAGUCUCAUUGGAUAGCUGUGUGUGAUUGGCAAGGCUGGCGGAGAGGCUUCAAUUGAACGGACAGUGAUUGGAUAGCUGUGUGUGAUGUGGUGUUGCUGUGACUGGCAAGGCUGGUGGAGAGGCUUCAAUUGAACGGACAGUGAUUGGAUAGCUGUGUGUGAUGUGGUAUUGCUGUGACUGGCAAGGCUGGUGGAGAGGCUUCGAAUGAAUGGACUGCUUGGAUAACUGUGUGUGAUGCGUUGUUGCUGUGACUGACGAGUCCAUGGAAAGGAAUGCUGAAACGAAAUGAGUGACUGUUGAUUCAACAGGUGGCUGAUUUGAUUGGUACGAUUUGACGACUAAAUAUAUGUGGUGUGAUUGGGAUCGACGGUUCGAGGUAAAGGCUGAACUUAACUGGACGUCUCGGAUGCCUUCGUGUUAGGCAUUACUGUGCGACUUGUGACUAGCAAUUGUGGUGCAAGUUGAAAUUUGGAAUAAUUUCUCGUCUAUAUUUUAUUGAUGUGAAGAGACAGUGUGUUGCAUGAGUGACUGGUCAUUCCAGCGGAAAGGCCCACUCGUUCCCACUCGUUCUCUAUUCAGGUUUAUUUACACUCCAGAUGGUGAAACGUGCUAUACAUAACUCAACCGAUUCUCUUGAAGAGUAUAUCUAUUUGCACGCAGCAUUUCAUGCAUAUACCAGAUUACAAUUUUAAUAUUGUGAUGCAGUUACCAAAAGUUCAAUAGCAUGCCAGGUUUUAUGAUGGUCAUGAGUUGUAUGCAUGCAAAUUCAUUUUUAAGGAAUCUCUGAUUAAUACAUUUCAAAUAAUUUUGUCAUUGUAUUACCACAAAGGCAUAAUAUUUGUAAGUAAAAAAUUUCAUUCCCAAAUAUUAAGUGUUCGCAUGUAACAAUAUUGCACUGAUGGUAAUAAAACAUUGCAACAUGUUCAUUUCUAAAA
Molecule: messenger RNA, 2069 nt
Organism: Priapulus caudatus
Lineage: Eukaryota; Metazoa; Priapulida; Priapulimorpha; Priapulimorphida; Priapulidae
Product: coiled-coil domain-containing protein 25-like
Exons: 2
Coding region: 462-1088 (208 amino acids)
Source: RefSeq, a predicted model, not a curated record